AUGGGAGCAUCUACACAAGCAUACGGUGACCCGUGGUACUGGGACAACAGAUAUUCCAGUGAAUCAGGACCAUUUGAUUGGUACCAAAAGUAUUCUUCCUUAGCUCCCCUCAUCAAUCUCUACAUCUCUCGUCACGUCCAUCCUCGAAUCCUUGUCGUUGGUUGUGGCAACUCAGCAUUUAGUGAAGGUAUGGUGAGUGAUGGAUAUGAAGACGUGGUUAACAUUGAUAUAUCCUCUGUGGUAAUUGAAGCUAUGCAAAAGAAGUAUAGUAAUCAUCCUCAAUUGAAAUAUAUUGGAAUGGAUGUGCGAGAUAUGAGUGAUUUUCAAUCUGAUUCAUUCGAUGCUGUUAUUGAUAAAGGAACUUUGGACUCUAUCUUGUGCGGGAAUGAAUCAAGAAAAAAUGCUGCCAAGAUGCUCAAGGAAGUUUGGAGGGUUCUCAAGGACAAUGGAGUGUAUAUUUUGGUUACAUAUGGAGCUCCAGUGUAUCGCUUACAAACAUUAAGAGACUCGUGUUCGUGGAGGAUAAAGCUCCAUGUUAUAGAGAAACUUUUGUUAGAUGAAGGUUCUGAACAUCCAAUUCGGGAGCUGACAAAUCCUGUACCUCUGGAUGAAAAUGGGAGUUCGGUAGAAGCAGUGCUUGGAAAGAAUCCCGAUGUUCACUACAUUUAUGUUUGUACUAAAGACCCAGGGAGCCUUCCUUUAAGGAGACAUGUUUCUGACAGAAAAAGGGCGGCUUGUGAUGGGUUAAAGCGUAUAACUGGUCCACUAGAUGAUGAUUGUUUGCUGCAACAGAGGGAGGCUGUUGUUAUUGUUAUUGUUGUUGUUGUUGUUGUUGUUGUUGUUGUUGUUAUUAGACACAUCCUUGAUCAUUCACUGAAUAUAGAGCAGAUAUUGGAAGAAGCAAAGCACCGUUGGCUUCGACCUACUGAAAUAUUGCAAAUUCUUCGCAAUUACCAGAAGUUUAAGUUGACUGCAGAGCCACCUGCUAGGCCUGCAGCUGGGUCUAUGUUCUUGUUUGAUCGAAAAGCACUUAGAUAUUUCCGUAAAGAUGGUCAUCGUUGGAGGAAGAAAAAAGAUGGGAAAACUGUCAGAGAAGCGCAUGAAAAGUUGAAGGCUGGCAGUGUGGAUGUUCUCCAUUGUUACUAUGCCCAUGGGGAAGAUAAUGAGAACUUUCAGCGGCGGUGCUAUUGGAUGCUUGAUGGGCAGCUAGAGCACAUUGUUUUUGUACACUACAGAGAAGUGAAAGAGGGAUACAAGUCUGGUGUAUCACGUUUACUAGAAGAUUCAGGGACACGGGUUGAAAACCUUCAACCCAGUCCUGCUACUUCCUUUGCACAAGCAGCCUCACCUGCUUCUACAGCUCAGACAUCUUAUGCGUCAAGUCCAAACAAAAUUGACUGGAAUGGAAAAACAUUAUCUUCAGAAUUUGAGGAUGUGGAUUCUAGAAAUGGUCCAGGAACCUCUUCUCUCACUCAAUUCAUCCAGGGCUCUAUAUCACACAAUUCAUCUUUCCUUGCACCUGGAGUUGAUGUAUUCAAUGUGUUAUCAAGGAAUCCUCCUGGAUCAUGGUUUGCAGAAGCAAAAUUUGAUCAUGGCACAAAAUCAUCUCCGUUGCCUGAAAUUCACAGCUCUGACCAAAGUGUAUUUAUUGUGCCUGGCCAGAAACUUUUUGUUGAGAAACCUGGUGGAGCUGAGUUCCUUACUCAUAAACUAACAGAUGCUACAUUAGAAGGUGACACAGUUCCAGAUACUGUGGUUAGUGCAAAUGGGUUGAUCACUGAUAUAACUGCAGCUCCUCAAAAAGUAAUUCAGGAGCUUGAUUUCAAUUUGAUUUCUCCCCAAUUUCUUAAUCGCUCUGGGACUCAAACAAUGGCUGCUUCUACUGCCAAAGUUGAGAACAAAGUCAACAAUAGAGUUGCUAACAAUAUUGAAUCAGGAGAGCUAAAGAAACUUGACAGUUUCGGGAGAUGGAUGGAUAAAGAAAUUGGUGGAGAUUGUGAUGAUUCUUUGAUGGCUUCUGAUUCUGGCAACUAUUGGAAUACACUGGGUGCUGAGAAUGAAGACAAGGAAGUUUCCAGUUUGUUGAACCAUAUGCAGUUGGAAAUCGAUUCAUUAGGCCCUUCUCUUUCCCAGGACCAGCUAUUUAGCAUCCGUGAUUUCUCACCAGAUUGGGCUUAUUCUGGUGUUGACACGAAGGUUCUGAUCAUCGGUACGUUUUUGGGAAGCAAGAAGUUUACCAGUGAAACUAAAUGGGGCUGUAUGUUUGGUGAGAUUGAAGUUUCUGCCGAGGUUUUGAAUGAUUAUGUCAUUCGUUGUCAAGUUCCUCAACAUGCUCCCGGCCGUGUUCCAUUUUAUGUCACCUGUCGUAACAGAUUGUCGUGCAGUGAGGUGAGGGAAUUUGAAUAUCGUGAAAAUCCUUAUGGGGUUGCAUCUUUGUCUGCCAAAAGUGCUCAACAAGAGGAAAUGCUCUUCCAAAUGCGUUUAGCAAAGUUAUUAUAUUUAGGCCCUGUGAUGAAGUUGUCGAACUGCUCCAUUGAUGAUUGUGAAAGAUGCCAGCUGAGAAGUACUUUAUAUUCUUUGAGAAAUGAUAGUAAAAAGGAUUUGGGAAAGGUCAAAGAUAAUGGCAUGGUUGCUGUAGGUGAUAGCAUUGACUUUAGAGAUAAGUUGAUCCAAAGUUUGCUGAAGGACAGACUUUGUGAGUGGCUGGUCUGUAAAGUUCACGAGGGAGGUAAAGGACCAAAUGUUUUGGAUGAAGAAGGUCAAGGAGCCAUCCAUUUGGCUGCCGGUCUUGGUUAUGAAUGGGCCAUGGACCUCAUAGUUGCUGCCGGUGGCAAUCCCAAUUUCAGAGAUGCACGAGGUAGAACGGCACUUCACUGGGCAUCAUAUUUUGGGAGAGAAGAAACAGUGAUUGCACUUAUUAGAUUGGAUGCAGAUCCAACUGCUGUUGCCGACCCAACUCCAGCAUUUCCUGGAGGACAAAGUGCAGCUGAUUUAGCAUCAUGUCGAGGCCAUAAAGGCAUUGCUGGAUACUUGGCUGAAGCCUUUUUAAGCAGACAUCUUUCAACCUUGAAUAUUCACCAAAAUGAGAUGGAUAGUGUUGCUGCAACUAUUGCAGCAGAGAAUGCAACUGAUUUUGCAGCCCAAGUUGCCUCUCUGUCAAUUAAGGGAGAAUACGAACUGCUUUCCUUGAAAGGGUCUCUGGCUGCUGUCAGAAAAUCAGCUCAUGCAGCAGCUCUCAUUCAAGCUGCCUAUCGAGCCAGUUCUUUUCGUCAAAGACAAUUAGCGAAGAGCAGUGAUGAUAUUUCUGAAGUUUCACUUGACCUAGCUGCCCUUGGUUCCUUGAACAUGGUUCAAAAGAGGGGUCACUUUGAAGAUUAUUUACAUUCUGCAGCUGUAAAGAUCCAGCAAAAGUAUCGCGGCUGGAAGGGAAGGAAAGAUUUUUUGAAGAUACGCAAUCGAAUUGUAAAAAUUCAGGCUCAUGUGAGGGGACAUCAAGUUCGAAAGCAAUACAAAAAGGUAGUUUGGUCAGUUAGCAUUGUCGAAAAGGCAAUAUUGCGUUGGAGGCGGAAACGCACUGGUUUGCGGGGAUUUCGGUUGGAAAAGACAUUUGGAGAUGUGAAACCAGACACUGAGAAAAUGGAUGAAUAUGAUUUUCUGCGAAUAAGCCGCAAACAGAAAUUUGCUGGAGUUGAUAAAGCUCUAGCAAGAGUGACGUCAAUGGUUCGCAACCCAGAAGCACGUGAUCAGUACAUGAGGAUGGUUACAAAAUUUGAGAAUAUCAAGAUGGGUGAUGGAGGGUGUGGUGUAUCGCAGCAGGAUCAAAGUCCAAGAUAG
Dovyalis caffra is the source of this 3834-nucleotide messenger RNA. Lineage: Eukaryota; Viridiplantae; Streptophyta; Magnoliopsida; Malpighiales; Salicaceae. The record is from the annotation of a GenBank genome assembly.